This is a messenger RNA of Callorhinus ursinus (northern fur seal), 1067 nucleotides long. Its product is annotated as platelet-activating factor receptor-like. Gene Ontology annotation, cellular component: plasma membrane. Gene Ontology annotation, molecular function: G protein-coupled receptor activity. The record is from RefSeq and is a predicted model, not a curated record. Gene Ontology annotation, biological process: phospholipase C-activating G protein-coupled receptor signaling pathway; positive regulation of Rho protein signal transduction. NCBI's taxonomy places the organism in Eukaryota, Metazoa, Chordata, Mammalia, Carnivora, Otariidae.
UUAUGUUUCCUCAUAAUCCUCCCAACAACACUGUGAGUCCGAGGUCUGAGAUGAACGGCAGUGUUGGGGACCCGGGUGUCCGCGGCUGCAGCCCCUGGGAUGACCCUGCUCGCUUCAUCGUGGUGCCCGCGGCCUACGCCAUGGCUCUGGGCCUGGGGCUGCCGGCCAACGUGGCCGCCCUGGCGGUGUUUGUCCGCAGCGGCCGGCGCCUGGGUCAGGCCCUGCGGCUCUACCUGCUCAACCUGGCCCUGGCCGACGUGCUCUUCACGCUCACGCUGCCGCUCUGGCUCACCUACUACCUGGGCCCGGCCCACUGGCCCUUCCCCGAGGCCGCCUGCCGCGCGGCCGGGGCUGCCUACUACGCGGCCACCUACGCGGCCGUGGCCUUCGCUGCGCUCAUCAGCUUGUGCCGCUGCGGCUCCGUGCGCGGGCCCCGGCCCAGGGCGCCCGGCCGCCUCGCGCUCCGCCGCCGAGGCCCCGCGCGCCCCGCGCGUGCCGCCUGCGCCGCCGCCUGGCUGGCCGGCCUGGCCUGUGCCGCGCCCUCGCUGGCCGCGCCGCACGCGCUGCGCCCGGGCCCGGGGGGCGCCGCUCGGUGCCUGGAGCACGGCUGGGCGCGCGCCGGCCUGGCCUACGCCACCGUGGCCUUCUUCGCCGUCGCCUUCCUGCUGGUGCUCGCGGCCUACGUGAGCCUGGCGCGGGCGCUCACGGCGCCCUCGGGCCCCGGCCCGGCCCCCGCCGGCCCGCACCGGCGCGCGGCCAAGACCAUGGUGCUGGGGCUCCUGCUGGUGUUCGCCCUCUGCCUGGCGCCCUACCACCUGCUGCUGGCGCCCUGGGUGGCCGGGCGGGAGGGCGCCACGGGCGGCGACGGCGGCGAGUGCCGCGCCGCCUCCACGCUCGACGUCCUGCACACCCUCAGCCUGGCGCUGCUGAGCCUCAACAGCUGCCUGGACCCGCUCAUCUACUGCUUCUCGGUGCGCCGCUUCCGCCAGGACUGCUGGGCGCUGGGCUGUCGCCCGGGGCUGGGAGCGCCCGGCGCGCAUGUGGCCUCCUUGGCCUCCUCUUCGUGA